Messenger RNA from Mastomys coucha (southern multimammate mouse), 443 nucleotides. It is a transcript of the gene Spint3, whose product is annotated as serine peptidase inhibitor, Kunitz type 3. Gene Ontology annotation, molecular function: serine-type endopeptidase inhibitor activity. The record is from RefSeq and is a predicted model, not a curated record. NCBI's taxonomy places the organism in Eukaryota, Metazoa, Chordata, Mammalia, Rodentia, Muridae. The transcript is spliced from 2 exons. Bases 54 to 320 code for a protein of 88 amino acids.
UCUUUUCUCUCUAAAUAAGACAGCCCCAGGCUGGGCCACUGCUGGCAGACACCAUGCAGCUCCAGGCCUUCUUCUUCUUUUUCCUGAUCCUCAUCUUCUGCCGAGAGCUUUACACAGAACCAAGAAAAGUGCCCAGGAAGUCCUUACUGGCUAUGUGCACACUUCCUAAGAAAAAGGGCGAAUGCCGAGCCAUGCUCGUGAGAUGGUACUAUAACUCCAAAAUUGGCAAGUGUGAGUGGUUCCGCUAUGGAGGCUGUGGAGGUAACGGGAACAACUUCCCGAGCAGAAAUCAGUGCCAGACAGUCUGCACAAACACCUGACUUGUUGAAACAACCAGCCCUCCAUGGAGUCAAGCUUCCCUACUGGGCCCUAAAGGGGUUUGUUUGUAAAUAAAAAAAAAAAGUGCAUCUCUCUAAAUACAUUUCCCUAAGUUCACGUCUAUC